AUGGCUGACAUCGAAUACAACGCCGAGGAGGCUGCCGAGAUCAAGAAGAGAAGACAGUUCCGCAAGUUUUCCUACCGCGGCAUUGACCUCGACCAGCUCCUUGACCUCUCCUCGGAGCAGCUCCGUGAUGUCGUCCACGCCCGCGCCCGCCGCCGCUUCAACCGUGGCCUGAAGCGCAAGCCCAUGGGUCUGAUCAAGAAGCUCCGCAAGGCCAAGCAGGAGGCCAAGCCCAACGAGAAGCCCGACCUCGUCAAGACGCACCUGCGUGACAUGAUCGUUGUGCCCGAGAUGAUCGGCAGCGUUGUCGGCAUCUACUCCGGCAAGGAGUUCAACCAGGUCGAGAUCAAGCCCGAGAUGGUCGGCCACUACCUGGCUGAGUUCUCCAUCUCCUACAAGCCCGUCAAGCACGGUCGUCCCGGUAUCGGUGCCACCCACUCUUCCCGUUUCAUUCCCCUCAAGUAA
Penicillium riverlandense is the source of this 462-nucleotide messenger RNA. RefSeq names its product 40S ribosomal protein uS19. NCBI's taxonomy places the organism in Eukaryota, Fungi, Ascomycota, Eurotiomycetes, Eurotiales, Aspergillaceae. Bases 1 to 462 code for a protein of 153 amino acids. The transcript is spliced from 4 exons. Gene Ontology annotation, molecular function: RNA binding; structural constituent of ribosome. Gene Ontology annotation, biological process: translation; ribosomal small subunit assembly. The record is from RefSeq and is a predicted model, not a curated record. Gene Ontology annotation, cellular component: cytosolic small ribosomal subunit; ribosome.